Homarus americanus (American lobster) is the source of this 2030-nucleotide messenger RNA. RefSeq names its product cell division cycle protein 23 homolog. NCBI's taxonomy places the organism in Eukaryota, Metazoa, Arthropoda, Malacostraca, Decapoda, Nephropidae. Gene Ontology annotation, cellular component: anaphase-promoting complex. The record is from RefSeq and is a predicted model, not a curated record. Bases 15 to 1856 code for a protein of 613 amino acids. Gene Ontology annotation, molecular function: protein binding. The transcript is spliced from 13 exons. Gene Ontology annotation, biological process: cell division.
UUUACAAACUGACCAUGGCGGGCUACGAGGGCCUGUGUGACAAGUCGUCGGGGAGAUUUGGUGAUGUGUCUGGCAGGAGGUCGAGUUCACCCUUAAAAGACAUUGAAUUCCUGCGAGAAGUGAAGAGGGACCUGAUAGUGGCCAGGGAACAGUGUUAUCAACGGGGACUCCUGCAGACGACCAAGUGGUUGAGUGAACUUCUAGUGUGUGUGCGUGAUGUUCAGCUUGAGGAGCAGUUGCCAUCACUCCUGUCUCUCCACGACCUGCUGGGGGACGAACUCGACCAUUACCACUUGGCCAAAUCCUACCUGGACCUUAAGGAGUAUGACAGAUGUGCUUACUUCACUGAACACUGCACCACAGACCUUGGACGAUUUCUCCACCUGUACUCCAGGUACCUCUCUGGGGAGAAGAAAAAGAACGAUGAUAUUGUGGACACACUGGUCACCAAUGAUCAGCACAAGGGCAUCUACCUGAAGGAGUUACACACAGAGCUCUCCAAGGUGUACACACUCCACUCAACUGGGUCUACCUCCAGAGACCCGGGAGACACUGAUAUGGAUGCCUGGCUCCUGUGGCUGUAUGGAGUAGUGCUGAAACGACUUGACCUCACUCGACAGGCUGUGGAGGUGUUGUGUCAAGCCUUGCACCUGCAGCCCUUACACUGGGGUGCAUGGCUGGAACUAGCAGCUCUCAUCUCUGACAGAGAAAUGCUCAGCACACUAAAACUACCGGACCACUGGAUGCGCAAGUUGUUCCAUGCUCACACGUACCUGGAGCUGCAGCUAAAUGAUGAAGCCCUAGAGAUCUAUACUGGCUUACAAGAUGCUGGUCUCUUGCAUUCAACAUACAUCAUGGCCCAAGUUGCUAUCACACACCACAACCAGAGAGAUGUGGAUCAAGCAGUGACGAUCUUCAAGGAACUGGAGGCCAUAGAUCCAUUCCGGCUGGACAACUUGGAUACUUAUUCUAAUUUGUUGUACGUAAAAGAAAUGCGUGUGGAGCUCUCACACCUUGCCCACCGAGUUGUACAGGUGGACAAGUAUCGAGUGGAAACGUGCUGUGUUAUCGGUAAUUACUACAGCUUGAGGUCUCAGCACGAGAAGGCUGUACAGUAUUUCCAACGUGCUCUGAGACUUAAUCCACACUACCUGGCGGCCUGGACUCUGAUGGGUCACGAGUACAUGGAAAUGAAGAACACAAAUGCUGCCAUACAGUGCUACCGCCAGGCUAUUGAGGUGAACAGACGAGACUACCGUGCCUGGUACGGUUUAGGCCAAACCUACGAGAUCCUCAAGUUGCCAGCGUAUUGUUUGUACUACUUUAAACAGGCCCAGAAGCUGAGACCGAAUGACUCCCGUAUGUUGGUGGCACUUGGCGAAAGUUACGAGAAGUUAGAGAAGUGGGAGGAAGCCAAGAAGUGUUUCCUUAAAGCUCACAGCGUCGGUGACAUUGAAGGUAUCGCGUUGUUGAGGCUGGCUAAGUUAUACAAUCGCUUAGGAGAAGGAGAAAGAGCAGCUGUUCUCUUUGAGCGCUACCUCCAGGAGACUGAAGAUGCCGGCCUAAGUGAGGAUCGAGGGCAAGCUUAUCAGUUCCUAGCUAAUCAUUGCCUCCAAAAGAGCGUGCUUGAUUUUGCUUAUGAAUAUGCUCAAAAAUGUACACUGUUCAUGGAAACUCGAGAAAGUGGCAAAACCAUGUUGAGGGAGAUCGCCAACAGAAGACAACACACCGAGCAAAAUACACAGGAUGAUUGUGGCAGCGUCUUGGCGAGUCGGGUGCGGCCUCGCGUUGCCUUAGGGGGAGAUCGGUCAGCCUCGACGAGAUUGCCUCCCCUUAGCCUUACAUAUACACCAUAGCACAAACUUCAAGUCCAGUACUUUUGUUACUUGCUUUCUCUCUUUUAUAUACAGUGUGUAUUUAUGUGUUUUUCAUGUAAACCUCUUUAUUCUGCUGUUUCUUAUUCAUAACACAAUCUGAUUUUAUUUUAUGUACAUUGAUUCCUUUAUAAAUUAUACUCUAUUACAAAAUUU